Exophiala viscosa is the source of this 1570-nucleotide messenger RNA. Its product is annotated as biotin synthetase. The coding region runs from base 297 to 1517 and encodes 406 amino acids. Gene Ontology annotation, cellular component: mitochondrion. Gene Ontology annotation, biological process: biotin biosynthetic process. The transcript is spliced from 2 exons. Lineage: Eukaryota; Fungi; Ascomycota; Eurotiomycetes; Chaetothyriales; Herpotrichiellaceae. The record is from RefSeq and is a predicted model, not a curated record. Gene Ontology annotation, molecular function: biotin synthase activity; 2 iron, 2 sulfur cluster binding.
UUUCAGUUCGGUCAAGAUCGGGAUGCUUGGUGAACUAAACUGGGCCCGGUAAUUUGCCGUGCCUCGGGGGAUUUUCAACAAGUGUGAGUGCCCCGGCCUCCGAAAUCGAAGCGGCUCAGGUCCCCCAAGAGCUUACCUAGCACCCUGGAUACUGUAGACAGCCGGUACCUGAGUGAUCUCAGCGAGCAAACCCCAUCCCACCAAUUGGUGGCUCUGUCAACCCCAAUCCGCAUAAUUUAUCAAUACUCACUCUCGUGUGCUCCCCCACCAAGCAACCCAUCAACAUCCUGCACACAAUGGAGCUGGCGAACAUGAGUCGUUUCGCUGCUCGAAGCGCGAGAAAAGUGCACUCGGUCCGAUACUACAGCAUCGUCCACGAUGUCCCUCGAGGAGGACCUAGCCUGGGUCAGGCCCCUCCCCCACCACAAGCACAAGGACAGUCCGUCUUCGAUCAAGCAGUAAAUGCCUUGGGCCCUCGCAACAACUGGACCAAGGAGGAGAUCUCUCAGAUACACCAGAAGCCGCUCAUGGAGCUGGCUUUCGCUGCGGGCACUGUCCACCGCCGCUUCCACAAACCCUCGGCCGUCCAGCUAUGUACGUUGAUGAACAUCAAGACCGGCGGUUGCACGGAAGACUGCUCUUACUGCGCACAAUCAUCCCGCUACAAGACAAACCUGACCGCCACCAAACUCUCCAACGUCGAAUCGGUCAUUGAGGCCGCAAAGGUUGCUAAGGCGAACGGGUCCAACCGCUUCUGUAUGGGCGCCGCAUGGCGAGACAUGCGAGGACGCAAAAGGGGAUUGAAGAAUAUUGUCGAAAUGAUCAAGGGAGUACGGGGCCUAGGCAUGGAAGCAUGUGUGACCUUGGGUAUGGUGGACAAGGAGCAAGCAAAGGAACUGAAGGAAGCUGGUCUUACAGCUUACAACCACAACCUCGACACUUCACGCGAACACUACCCUAAUGUCAUCACUACGAGAAGCUACGACGAACGAUUGCAGACUCUCGAGAACGUCCGUGAAGCCGGUAUCCACGUAUGCAGCGGUGGCAUCCUGGGUUUGGGCGAAACUCCCCAGACGGACCAUGUCGGGUUGAUUUAUACAUUAGCAACACUCCCCGCACACCCUGAAUCUUUCCCCGUCAACAAACUUGUGCCGAUUAAGGGGACGCCUAUGUUUGGACAGGACCCAGUCAAGCUGGAGGACAUGGUUCGUUGUAUCGCAACCGCCCGUCUGGUGAUGCCGACGACCAUCAUCCGCAUUGCGGCCGGCAGAGUUACCAUGCCUGAGAGCGAGCAAAUGCUUUGCUUCAUGGCAGGUGCCAAUGCUAUCUUCACCGGAGAAAAGAUGUUGACCACGGAUUGCAAUGGCUGGGACCAGGAUAAGGACAUGUUCAACCGAUGGGGCCUUUCUCCCAUGCAGACAGAAGCCAGCCGCGUUGUUGCAGAGCCCAAGUUCGAGGCUCAAAGCUUCGCUCAUAUGCGGGGAGAGAACGAGUCGGCGCCUCAAUCUCAAGCAUAGAAUUUAGAGAUAGAUAAAAAGGUAUAAUGAUCAUACAAUGGAUGACACAAAAC